CUAUACGUCGCUGGUUAAUACCCAACAGACUUGAAAUUAAUGUUAUUUGUGAAAAUCAAAAUUGGAAAAUGGUGUUAAGGUGCAAUGUUAAAGGAUGCCGAAGAAUGUCUAGCAUGGAUAAAGAUCAUUCCUUCUUUCGAUUACCGAAGGAUGCCGAAACGCGUGAUAAAUGGUUGAAAUUCCUCGGACCAAAGAAUUGUUAUGGUAGCAUUCGAAUUUGUACGGACCAUUUUGACAAUGACCAGAUUAGAAAGAAAUUCCCAAGGCCGUUGUUAAUCCGAAACGCUCUACCAACCAUUAAACCAACCGAAAAAUCGUCCCAAAAAUCACAAAACCAGAAAUCUGUUGAAGGUAAACAUACAGAGUCGCGUUUGCCAGAAACAGCAGAACAGAACAGAGUAUCACCGCCACGAACACAGAUGAAAUUCCGCAUUACAGAUAAUCACACAGCGUCGCAUUUACCAGUAACAGCAGAGCAGAACAAAACAUCAUCCCCACGAACACAUAUGGAAUUUCGAGUUACAGAUAAUCACACAGAAUCGCGUUUGCCAGAAACAGCAGAAGAAAAUAAAAUAUCAUCCCCACGAACACAGAUGGAAUUCCGAAUUACAGAUAAUCAUACAGAGUCACAUUUGUCAGAAACAGCGGAACAGGACAGAGCAUCACCCCCACGAACACAGAUAAUCAAUAUACACGCCAAUAACGUAGGUCAAAUAGUAAUCUCAGAUGAGAACAGGAAAAUAAUUGUAAAUAUUAUUAAUGAUUCAAAAAACCCAGUAGCUACAUAUUAG
Messenger RNA from Diprion similis, 791 nucleotides. Its product is annotated as THAP domain-containing protein 1-like. The record is from RefSeq and is a predicted model, not a curated record. The coding region runs from base 69 to 791 and encodes 240 amino acids. The transcript has 3 exons. NCBI's taxonomy places the organism in Eukaryota, Metazoa, Arthropoda, Insecta, Hymenoptera, Diprionidae.